Messenger RNA from Globicephala melas (long-finned pilot whale), 6630 nucleotides. Its product is annotated as zinc finger protein 649-like. The record is from RefSeq and is a predicted model, not a curated record. NCBI's taxonomy places the organism in Eukaryota, Metazoa, Chordata, Mammalia, Artiodactyla, Delphinidae. Gene Ontology annotation, biological process: regulation of transcription by RNA polymerase II. Gene Ontology annotation, cellular component: nucleus. Gene Ontology annotation, molecular function: RNA polymerase II cis-regulatory region sequence-specific DNA binding; DNA-binding transcription factor activity, RNA polymerase II-specific.
UGCCUUCCGCUGGCAUCUGGGAACUUAGAUUUUGGGAGGGUUCCCACUCUUCCCUAUCGAGAGUGGCUCACUGUGCCAAGACUCUUCUUUCAAACAAUAUGAUUUGUCUUGAACAUGUGUUUUCCUCUGGGAUUCUGGAAUUUUGGUAUGUACUAGGAUAUGUACUAGGAAUAGCCCCCCAUAAAAGCCAUGGGCACUGAGUCUCUAAUAGGCUAACACAUUUCACAUGAGUUAUUACAACUUGUUGCUGGGGAAGUGAGCAUAUCCUCUGUGACUUCAUGGAGACAGGACUCUUGGAAACUUGUGCCUCGUUUUCCCCCAGACUUUGCCACAACUUUUCCCUUUGCUGCUUUUGCCUUGUAUACUUUCAUGGUAAUAAAUCAGUUAUGUGCUAAAUCUUGGGAGUCCUAAGGAAUCACUGAAUCUGGGCGUCAUCUUAGGGACCUCCAGCACACCUGCGAAACGUCCAUUCACUUCCUUCUCCUUUUCUGCCAGAUUCUCCAGACAUUCCUUGGCUUGUGGCAGCAUAACUGAUGUCUGCCUCUGUCUUCACAUGGUCUCAUCUUCCCUGUGUGUUUCUUCUCAGUGUGUCUGGUAUAAGGACACUCAUUGGAUUUUAGGGCCUACCUGGAUAAUCCUGGAUGUUCUCAUCUUGAGAUCCCUAUAAUUACAUCUGCAAAGACCGUUUUACCAAAUCAGAUCACAUUCACAUGUUCAUGGGGUUACGAUGUGAACAUAUCUUUGGGGGGGGUGGCACCAUUCAACCCACUACAAAGGAGUAUGUGGACACGUGAUUUUAAGGGGAAAAAAUGUCCAGAGCCUCACUUCUAUAUGUCUUCUUUCCCAAAACUGAUCUGUGUGGGAAGUCUUCUGCCAUUCUUCUGCCAGGCUUUGUGCUGUGCUGGUUUUCCUUUUCCAUAUUCCCUUUCUCAUUCAUGCUACUUAUACUUCACAGAAGGCAUACCUCUCUCCAUUUAGAUUGUUAUGUUUUACUGCCUCAGGGGCAUCAAAUAAAGGGACAGUUAGAAGCACUGGCCUUGACUUAAGGUGGGUGAACAACAGCAGUGACAGCAUCUGGGCCCAGAGGGAAUAUAUCACCCAAAUGAACUUACUCUUCACUCCACAGGUCCUGGCUUCGAGGAGCAAGAGAAAUCAAGUAAAGGAUGAGGAGGAGGUUCCUGGAGUUGCAUAUGGUCAUUUCGUGGGACAUCCGUUACCUGAGACUGAGAUUUUGGAACAGAAACUUAGGGCAGAUCCAGAAGAGACUAAAAACAACAUCCUAGUUACUUGGCAUUUCCCAAAACAAGAAAAUGAUGAAGGCUCAGGGAUCGCUGACACUGAAGGAUGUGGCCGUGGACUUCACAUGGGAGGAGUGGCAGCUCCUGGACCCUGAUCAGAAGGACCUGUACAGGGACGUGAUGCUGGAGAACUAUAGCAACCUGGUGUCCAUAGGGUAUCAAGUUAACAAACCUGAUAUACUCUCCAAGUUGGAACAAGGAGAACCACCAUGGACCUUAGAAGAUGAAGUUCACAGUCACCCCCAUCCAGAAAUUGAUAAAGUGGAUGAUCAUAUGCAGCCACACUGGCAAAACCAAAGUAUACUGAAAAUGUUGGAACAGUGUUAUGAACAGAAUGCAUUUGAGAAUAUUAUUUAUCAGAGCAAAAGUUGUUUUCCUUUGAGGCCAAAUCAUGAUGUAUUUGAUUUACAUGGGAAAACUAUGAAAUCAUAUUUAGAUGUAAUCAACCUGAGUACAAGCUGCAAAAAAAUAGAGUCUGCUGAGUUUAAUGGAGAUGGGAGAUCCUUUCUCCAUGUUGAUCAUGAGCAAACUCAUACUGAAAUUAAACAUCGGGACAUACACAAAAUAGAGAAUACCCACGAAUGUACUGAAUGUGGGAAAGCCUUCCUCAAGAAGUCUCGGCUCAAUGAACAUAAGAGAAUUCAUACAGAAAAGAAACCCCACAGAUGUAGUGUCUGUGGGAAAACCUUCUCCAAGAAGUUCAAGCUCACUGAACAUCAGCGAACUCACAAAGGAGAGAAACCCCAUGAGUGCCGUGAAUGUGGAAAAGCCUUCCUCAGGAAAUUUCAGCUUACUGAACAUCAGAAGACUCAUACAGGAAAUAAACCCCAUGUAUGCAGUGUAUGUGCGAAAGCAUUCUACAGAAAGUUCAAGCUAACUGAACACCAGAGAACUCAUACAGGAGAGAAACCCUAUGAAUGUCCUGAAUGUGGCAAAGCCUUCUUUAGGAAGGCAGAGCUCGUUAUACAUCAGAGAAACAAAAGAGGAGAAAAACCCCAUGUAUGCAAUGAGUGUGGGAAAGGUUUCUCCAGAAAAUCACAGCUCAUUCUGCACCAGAAAAUUCAUACAGGAGAGAAAUCUUAUAUAUGCAGUGAAUGUGGAAAAGGUUUCAUACAGAAGGGCAAUCUUAUUAUACAUCAACGAACUCACACUGGAGAGAAACCCUAUGGAUGCACUGAAUGUGGUAAGGCCUUCAGCCAGAAGGCAUGCCUCAUAGCACAUCAGCGAUUUCAUACAGGAAAGACUCCCUUUGUAUGUACUGACUGUGGAAAAUCUUGUUCACAGAAAUCAGGACUCAUUAAACAUCAGAGAAUUCACACAGGAGAGAAACCCUAUGCAUGCAGUGACUGUGGGAAAGCCUUCACUACAAAGACAAUGCUCAUUGUCCAUCAAAGAACUCACACGGGAGAGAGGCCCUAUGGAUGCAAUGAGUGUGGGAAAGCUUUCUCCCACAUGUCAUGCUUGGUUAAACAUAAGAGGACACACACAAGAGAGAAACAAGUAGAUUCAGUGAAGGUGGAAUAUCCUUCCACAAAGGGUCACAGCUUAUUAGAUACUAGUGAACUCAUGCAGGGGGAAAACACUGUUAAUAUGGUGACUGUGCAGAUGCCUUCUGCAACCCCUCAGACAUCAUUAAACAUCAGUGGGCUCCUAGCAGAUAGGAAUGUAGUCCUUAUGGAACAGCCAGAGGCCAGAGGUGCACCCUCAGGAGAUAACAGAGAGUUUGUGCAGGAGAGAAACUUCAUGAAUGCAAUGAAUGUGGUUAUGCCUUCAGUGGUCAAUUAUAUCUUAUUUUAUGUCACAAAAAACACAUAGGAAAAAACUGGUACAUUCUAUUUGGAAAAGCCUUGAGCAAUAAUGUAUAGCUGAUUAUAUGGUUAUGUAUAAAAAGCAAACCUAUGAAGGCAGAGGUUAGGAAAGCUGUGUUUUGGAAGACAGAUCCUAUUAUCAGUGAUUACCAAGGUCAUCAGUGAGCUUAUAGUGUGUAAAAAUAUGAGAGUGGUAAAGUCCUUCCCUCAAUAGGUGUCAUUACAUACUGGAGAGAAAUUUGGAAGGCAGUGAAUGUGGCAGGGUUUUCUGCCCCAUCCAUUAGCUGAUGAAAUCAUAUACAAAUAAAACACUGUGAACACACUAAUUGUGGAAUAUCUUACUAAAGUUCUUGUGAAGCAAAGCCUGUGAAAAUGAGAAACAUUCGAGAGCUUUAUGUACCAAUUCCCACUUCAUAAUACAUUACACAAUAUACCUGAUGUAUAUUUUUGGACAGGAAACCUUGAACAAUAUUCCUAGUUACUAUGCUUAUGAUUCCAUAAUUUUAAGGAGAAAGACAGUCUACCCCACAUCACUGGUUAAGGUUAUCAUGUUAUACUCAUUUCUCCUAAUUGUGGAUUCUUUUUCUUUUUUUAAAAAAAAAAUAUCUUCAACGCCCACCCAAUAUAUGAUUAGCUGCUGCAUUUCUUAGGCUCUAAAUUUAUUUAAAUAUUAUUUCAGACAACUGAAUUCCCUCACAACAGAAAUGAAUAUUAAAUUCAUAAAUAUAACUUAAUGUCCUUGAAUGAGCUUAAGUUCAAUUUAUAAAUAAGACUAAGCAUUAUACCAUAAAGGUCACUAUAAAUGUGAUUUUUAAAAUUUUCUGGACUUGAAAAGGUAGUGAAAUCAGGUUUGCAAAAUGAACUGAAAGCCCAAGGACAAUUAGUAAUUUAAACCUAUAAAUUAACUAACAAAAUACAUUCCAACAUAACUCUUGGUAGUUUUCCUGAAAACAUGAAAAUAAAAUGGGCAAUUUGAACACAAAUUAAGAUGACUCUUCUUGCUUCCAUCCUAGCUCUCUCUUCUCUGACUAUCCAAAUUAUUCUCAGAAUCCUGGGAAUAUGAAAAUCUAAACUGGAUAACUAUUCAGCUGCAUUCUUCCCUCUGGAGAUAGCUCCCUGCCCAACCCUUCCCUUUGCCUCAUUGAUGGAAUGGAUAUAGAUGUCAGGAAGAAUGUUGGGGUGGUUCCAUUUCCUCUCAACUAAGGGACUCUCGAGUCUUACAUGUUUGAGUGUCACAUGAGGAAGAGAAAAGUAGAUCAUAAUAGAAUCAACUGUGGCCUGGUAUCAUACUUCACAGAGCUGGAUCGACUGAAUCAGAUUGGGAAUAGGUCAAGGAGCUCUGGAAGUGUGGGCUCAAUCUGGUUCUAGACUGGAAUACUAUAGGCCUUUAACCAAUCUGGCAAAUACUUUCAGAAUCUCUAUAAUUACUGAGCUGUAGCCAGGAGUAAUGUCAGUAGGGACUGGCAUAAAACUGAUGUAGCAUUAAGGUUCAGACCAAGUCUACUGCUGGAAAACUGGGAUUUGAGGAAGAGCAUGAGGUCAGGUCCCUUAGGGAGAAGCUAGGAGUGGAGGCAUGUAAGUAGAUGAGGUAUCUUACUGGCAUUGUAAAUGAUUUUUAAAAAACAUAUGAUGUAAAAACUUAGAAUUACUUGAAGAGAACAUCUCAAUUGUUUUCUUAAGGAUUUUAAUGUGGAAUAUAUGAGGAUCUUAGAUCAUGUAUAAACAUUGCUAUAUCAGUUUCAAUACAAAGCAGAAAUAUAACAAAUAUCAAAUAUCAUCUUCCUGAGUUUGUGCUCAAAUAUAAGGUCUUGAAUGUAAGUUAUAGUCUGUAAAAUUUAGACUGUAAGCUUCAUGAAGAAGUAACAAGUACUUCUACUGUUUAGGGACCUUCUGUUAACCCCUAUAUUACCAGAUGUCUAGAAUGUCUGACAGAGUAGGCACUCAUUGUUAAUUGGCUGAGUCUCAUCCAAUAAGCAAUCUGGUCUUGCUCAACUGAGAUCUAAAGUAGGAUCAGAAAGGACCAAACUGUUUCCAAGUACCUUUAAUGUAUCUCAAAACAAACCUCAAGAAUAUUUAUAGGAGUGCAAACACAUUAAUUAACAAUGUUUGUCAUCCAACCAAAAAUUACCAAGCAUGCAUAAAAGCCAGAAAGUGUGACCAAUAUUGAGAAAAACCAAUCAGAAGUGACUGGAAACUGACGAUGCUAGAUUGAGCAAACAAGGACAGUAUGAUAACUGUAUAAAAAUUUAUAACUAUAUUCCAUUGGAUCAAAAAGUCAGAGAAGUGAUUAACAUGUUAAUUAUAACAAUGUGUAAUGGGGUUUAAAAAUAUUUUAUAUGUUACAUGUUCAUAUUUUAUAAGCCCUCCCAUAAUAUUGUUUCUUCAUUCACUAUCUUGAGAAGAGAGUGGAGGGCAGUUUGAGAGAUUUCCACCUGGUGUUCCUCACAAUGAUACCUCUUACCCCAUUGGCUGAGAACUCAAGGCUUUUCUCUUUUUAAUAAAAGCUUUUAUUAGCUUUUGUUCUCUUUGUACGUGAGUUUCUUUUGCCUUGUCAUCAACUUCACUGGUCUUUUCUUUUGCAUACCCUAAUAGGCUAAAAAACUGCUCAUGCUUUUUAAGACCCCCCCAGCACAGCCCCUUGUAUCAUUUUGGAUAGUUUCUAUUGCUGUGUCUUCAAGUUAACUAAUCUUUUCUUAUGCCAUGUCUAAUUGCCAUUAAUUCCAUCAGUGUAUGUUUUCUUUCAAAUUGUAGUUUUUAAUCUCUAGAAAUUUGACUUGGGACUUUCUUUUUAUAUCUUUCACAUCUCUAUUUAACAUGGUUUACUUUUAACCUAUUCAUCACUUAAUAUUUAAAGUGGUUUUCUAGAAGGUAACAUAUAGUUAGGCCUUGCUUUUUUAUCGAGUUGACAAUAUGUCUUUUUAUUGGGGUGUUUAAAUCAUUUAUGUUUAAUGUGAGAAUGUAGUUAGGUUGAGACUAAAAAUGUACAAUUUGCUAUUCAUCCCACCUAUUUUUUUUUUAAUUUAUAUUUUUGGCUUGUGCUGGGUCUUCGUUGCUGUGUGUGGGCUUCCUCUAGUUGCAGCAAGCGGGGGCUACUCUUUGUUGUGGUGCACGGGCUUCUCAUUAUGGUGGCCUCUCCUGUUGCAGAGCACAGGCUCCUGGCACACAGGCCUCAGUAGUUGUGAAACGCAGGCUCAGUAGCUGUGGUGCACGGGCUUAGUUGCUCCGCAGCAUGUGGGAUCUUCCUGGGCCAGGGCUCAAACCCGUGUACCCUGCAUUGGCAGGCAGAUUCUUAACCACUGUGCUACCAGGGAAGCCCCCAUCUAUUCUUUGCUCCCCUUUUCCUACCAUCUUUUGGAGUAACUGAGUAUGUCUUAUGAUUAUUUAUCUUCUUUGUUGGCUUAUUUUAUUUAUUUAUUUAUUUAUCUAUUUAUUUAUUUAUUUAUGGCUGCACCAUGCACGGCUUGUGGGAUCUUAGUUUCCCGACCAGAGAUUGAACCCUGGGCCCCCAGCAGUGGAAGCACGGA